GUUCGCGUCGCGCCUGCCCGGUUCCGCAGUCUCUCGGUCGCCAAAGUUCAGGGCCGUUGACUGCGAGGUUAGCCGGCGUUGGGUGUUGGCCAGGAAGAGACGGAUGGCCAGUGUUACGUCAUCUAGCAUUUUUGCGCCCACUCCACGCAGUCCCCAUCCGAUCGGCAGCUGGUCCCCGGGAUACGCGGCACCGAGUCUUUAAUCGCAUUGGACUCCUCGGGCCGCCUGGGCGGUGUGGAGGCGGGGGAGAGAGGCCGCCCUUGGGGAUUUUGGCGGGAUGUUGCGGGCAGCUCUUUCUCCGGCGCCCUAGCGGCGGCCGGGCUUCACUUCUCCGACCGGCGACCGCCAGCGCCCGUGUCCCUGCCGCGAGGAUUGGGAGCGUGAGCUUGUGGGUCCGCCCGCGGGCCUGGAGGGCACGCACGCCGGGGACUCGGCGGUGUCGGCUUGCGGCCGGCUUCAGACGAAGUCGUAGUUGUGCGGGAACCGGUACCUUUGAAUGCACAGGCUGCACCUUGUUUUGCGAACUCUGUGGGCGUGUAGGGGCAAGGCAAUGGACUGGGUGAUGUCUCCCAGUUCAUGGUGGUCGUCUCAGUUACGUAGCAGCCGGCUGCACGAAGGCCCCCUACCGGGGCAGACCUCCCGAGCAGCCUGUGGUCGGAAAGCCUCGGCCUUUGCUCAUGGAGCUCGGGCUGAGCGCGGGUGCUGGUUCCCUUGAACGCAUCGCCCCUUGGUCUGACAUCCCCCGCCAAACAGGAGAGGCCUGAUUCGAUUUACUUCACAGGACACUUACACGUGGGUCUCACUGUCCUUUUGCUUUGCAAUUAACAAGUUUACAAUCCCGGCUAAGCCAGAAGAGCCAACGCAGGAUCUUGCCGACCGAGCACCCGGGUUUCCCGCCGAGAAGGCUGCCCAAUCUCUGCGAGGCCUCAGCCUCACGGUUCUGCGUGCCCGACUCUCGGCGUGCACGCGUUCCCGCGCUUUCUGACGUGAGGGUCAGAGGGCGCGCCGCCGCGCAGGCGCACUGAGCUGAGGCUGCGGCGGCCAUGGGGGAGGCGGGCGGCGCUGAGGAGACUUGCCGGCAUAUGGGAACCAAAGAAGAAUUUGUUAAAGUCAGAAAGAAGGACCUGGAACGACUGACAACUGAAGUGAUGCAAAUACGGGACUUCUUACCCAGAAUACUAAACGGGGAAGUGCUGGAAAUCUUCCAGAAAUUAAAGAUUGUAGAAAAAAAUCUGGAAAGGAAAGAGCAAGAGUUAGAGCAGCUGAGAAUGGAUUGUGAGCACUUCAAAGCCCGCCUGGAGUCUGUGCAAGAGGACAGCGUGAGCGAGAAGAAGGAGAAGCUGGCUCUCCGACAGCAGCUGAAUGAAGCAAAGCAGCAGCUCCUGCAGCAGGCAGAGUACUGCACGGGAAUGGGCGCAGCGGCCUGCACCAUUUUGUGGGGCGUCUCCAGCAGUGAGGAGGUGGUCAGAGCCAUCCUGGGAGGAGGUAAAGCUUUGAAGUUUUUCAACAUCACUGGUCAAACAAUGGAGAGUUUUGUGAAGUCACUGGAUGGGGAUGUCAAGGAGCUGGAUUCUGAUGAAAAUCAGUUUGUUUUUGCUUUGGCUGGAAUCGUAACAAAUGUAGCUGCCGUAGCAAGUGGUCGUGAAUUCCUGGUUAACUCAAGUCGGGUGCUCUUGGACACCAUACUGCAGCUUCUGGGAGACUUGAAGCCGGGACAGUGCACCAAACUCAAAGUAUUAAUGCUGAUGUCCCUGUACAACGUGAGCAUCAAUUUGAAAGGCUUGAAGUACAUUAGUGAGAGUCCAGGAUUCAUCCCUUUGUUGUGGUGGCUUCUGAGCGACCCGGACACAGAGGUGUGUCUUCACGUGCUGCGCCUUGUCCAGUCUGUGGUGCUGGAGCCAGAAGUCUUCUCCAGGACGGCCUCGGAGAUCCGCAGCUCCCUGCCCCUGCAGCGCAUCCUGGCCAUGGCCAAGAGCCGCAACCCUCACCUGCAGGCCGUGGCCCAGGAGCUCCUGGAGGACCUGCGCACUCUGGAGCGUGAUGCGUAAGGGUGCUCAGCGCCGGCAUCCUCUCCCUGGGUCCCCACUUUGUCUUCUAAAGCCACCAGCCGUGUGCCAUGUGUUACAGAUAGCAAAUGUGAUGCCUAGAGACGGCUGUGUCCUGAGAUGUGCCCACCUGACUUGCUCCUGGAAGAGAACGUGCUUGUGGGUGGUGGGUUAAUCUUGCCGGAGGUGAGCCUGAGAAAGGGUCUAUUUUUCCGUGAAGACCCACAUCAGCUGCAUCCGGAAGAGGGCCUUCUCAGAGUGGCUCCUGCUGCCCAGGAGACCCUGAGACCUGUCGGUUCCCCCUAAAAGCGGAAGGUUGAAUAACCGCCUACCCCGUUGGUCAGCGUUUUCCUGAGAUACCUUUCUUGAAAAACAGUUCAUUCGGCUCUCUAAUAAUUAUAAUUAAUUCCCCCCACCAGUUCAAGUUUACCUUUAAAUCUUUCGGUGAACCUGCUAUUUCAGAUGAUAUUGGACAUUUUAGUUCUAUAUUUUUGUGCCUCUUUUAUUUUUGAGUAAAGAAAGUCAGAAGAA
Molecule: messenger RNA, 2576 nt
Organism: Orcinus orca (killer whale)
Lineage: Eukaryota; Metazoa; Chordata; Mammalia; Artiodactyla; Delphinidae
Gene: HSF2BP
Product: heat shock transcription factor 2 binding protein
Exons: 8
Coding region: 1044-2048 (334 amino acids)
Cellular component (GO): cytosol
Source: RefSeq, a predicted model, not a curated record